Messenger RNA from Microplitis mediator, 567 nucleotides. RefSeq lists its product as uncharacterized. The transcript has a single exon. The record is from RefSeq and is a predicted model, not a curated record. Lineage: Eukaryota; Metazoa; Arthropoda; Insecta; Hymenoptera; Braconidae. The coding region runs from base 1 to 567 and encodes 188 amino acids.
AUGGAACAGCGAUGGGCGCAGCGUGAGCGGGAACGACUUGAAAAUUACAACCAAGCAAUGGACAGGCUACGGCAACCUCCAGCUGCACUAGUAGCUCCACCAGUAGCUCCAGCCGUACCGAUAGCUCCAGCCGUACCACUAGCUCCAGCUGCGCCAGUAGCUCCGGCUACGCCAGUAGCUCCAGCCGUACCGAUAGCUCCAGCAGCGCCAGUAGCUCCAGCUGCGCCAGUAGCUCCAAACGUACCAGUAGUUCCAGCCUCACCGAUAGCUCCAGCCGUGCCAGUAGCUCCAGAUGCACUAGUGGCUCCACUAGUAUCUCCAGCCGUACCGAUUGCUCCAGCCACACCAGUAGCUCUAGAUGCACCAGUAGCUCCAGCAGCACCAGUCGUUCCAAACGUGCCAGUAGCUCAAGCCGCACCGAUAGCUCCAGCCGUGUCAGUAGCUCCAGAUGCACUAGUAGCUCCAGCCGCAUUAGUAGCUCCAGCUGUACCAGUAGCUCUAGUCGUACCUCCAGCAGCUUCAGUUAACUAUUCAAGCGAUGACGAUGGCAAGCGCGAGGUCAUAUAG